AUGGUCCGCAACUUCGUCAUACUCGCGGGGUCGUCCCACCCCGCCUUCGUCGACAAGGUGGCGGGCGUCCUCGGCGUCGCGCCCUCGAGCCGGGUGCUGACCAAGUUCUCGAGCGGCGAGACGCGGUGCGAGAUCCGCGACUCGAUCCGGGGCAAGGACGUCUACAUCGUGCAGAGCUUCGGCACGGGGGACGACGACGGCACCGACGGGGGGAAUCAGGGACUAGACGGCGGCGGCGGCGGCGGCGGGGAGAAGCACACGGUCAACGACUACUUCAUCGAGCUGUGCAUCAUGAUCUCGGCCUGCAAGACCGGCAGCGCAAGGAGGGUCACCGCCGUGCUGCCGCUGUUCCCUUACUCGCGGCAGCCGGACCUGCCGUUUUCCAAGGUCGGUGCGCCCCUUGCGGCGGCGGGUGCCGGUGGGAAGGGUGCGGUCCAGUACACGUUUGAGAGCGUCCCUGCUACGCCGGGGCCGAAUAUCCCUAGGACGGUGGGGCUGGGGACUGCUGGUGUUGAUGUGGUCGAGAUGAUCGGGGCGCAAGUCUCCCUGCGGUCCAAGGAAGGGAAUGGGCGGGCUUCGUCAGCGCCGGCACCCCAGCAGCAGCAGCAGCAACAGCCGCCUAACAGCUACACCACGCAUGACUACGAGAAUCCGUCGUUGAUGAUGGCGCUGCAGGCUAAGCCGGGACAUAAGCAGUUCAUGGCGCAGUCUGGGUCGCUGGUGGCGAACUUGUUGACCUGCGCCGGAGCCGACCGGGUCCUGACCUGUGAUCUCCAUGAAAGUGCCUACCAAGGGUUCUUCGAUAUUCCCGUGGACAACCUCCACGCCCGCCCUCUCCUAAAGCGCUACAUCCAGCAGAACAUCCCCAAUUAUCGCGACGCCGUCAUCGUCAGCCCGGACGCGGGCGGUGCUAAACGCGCCACUGCCAUCGCCGACAGCCUCGGGCUCGCCUUUGCCCUGAUUCACAAGGAACGGCGCCCGCCCAAGAUCUCGCAAGCGCCCAAGGCGACCAUGAUGCUGGUCGGCCGCGUCGCGGCGCGCGUGUGCAUCCUGAUCGACGACCUGGCCGACACGGCCAACACGAUCACGCGGGCGGCCAAGCUGCUCAAGCGCGAGGGCGCCGUGCGCGUCGUCGCCCUGCUGACCCACGGCGUGCUCAGCGGCGACGCCAUCGCCCGCAUCAACGCCUCCGCCCUCGACGCCGUCGUCGUCACCAACACGGUCGCGCAGGAGCCCCACCAGCGGCUGUGCCCGAAACUGGAGGUGCUGGAUAUCAGUGGGACGUUUGCCGAGGCGAUUCGGCGGGUGCAUCAUGGGGAGAGUGUUAGUAUGCUGUUUCAGUAUGAUUGA
Molecule: messenger RNA, 1350 nt
Organism: Chaetomium fimeti
Lineage: Eukaryota; Fungi; Ascomycota; Sordariomycetes; Sordariales; Chaetomiaceae
Product: phosphoribosyltransferase-like protein
Exons: 4
Coding region: 1-1350 (449 amino acids)
Biological process (GO): 5-phosphoribose 1-diphosphate biosynthetic process; purine nucleotide biosynthetic process
Cellular component (GO): ribose phosphate diphosphokinase complex; cytoplasm
Molecular function (GO): magnesium ion binding; ribose phosphate diphosphokinase activity
Source: RefSeq, a predicted model, not a curated record